GUUCCCUUCUUCACCGAGCACGACGGCUCCCCCAUCAUCGAGGAUACCAGAAAGAGCCCCCCGCUCAGUACCAAGUCUUCUCCUUCUUCCGCUUCUGACAAGCCCUUCGCCACGCCCAACGGGGAUAAUGCACUGCCCAAAUACCUCACCUUGACUCAUGAUCUUCGUCAUGCCGCGCAGGCGCAGGCACCAGAGACACCCAAUGACCACAAAUACGGAGAGCAGACGCCGAGAAACUGGCCUGAUCUCGCUUCGGAGAGCAUUCCACCGUCCGUCGGAGUCAAGUACUCUUCUACGUCAAAGGCAGUAGGGAAGGCAAUGCCCACUACAACUGACAACCUCGCCGAUUCUCACAGAAAGUCCAAGACGGAAUUCAACUCGCUCCCUUCCGAGCUUCUUCACAUGAGCCUGGGGCUUACCAGCGGGCCUGAUACCGGAGCCCAGGCCCACAGAAAGUCGUCGACCGAGUUCAAGGAGGUUGUAUCAGAUAUGCGAGAGGAUGUUGGCCCGCUCGACUUCGAUCUCCAGGAGCCCGCCAACACUCCUUCUGAGGGACGCAGAGACGAAGAUAGAAGGACGACCGGCCAGUUGUGGAGGAAGCCUGAGUCACGGGACUCAGCGCAGCUUUGGAAGUCAAAUAGUCGGUAG
Molecule: messenger RNA, 648 nt
Organism: Colletotrichum paranaense
Lineage: Eukaryota; Fungi; Ascomycota; Sordariomycetes; Glomerellales; Glomerellaceae
Exons: 2
Source: RefSeq, a predicted model, not a curated record